Molecule: messenger RNA, 2634 nt
Organism: Rotaria socialis
Lineage: Eukaryota; Metazoa; Rotifera; Eurotatoria; Philodinida; Philodinidae
Source: the annotation of a GenBank genome assembly
AUGCAAGCGGUCAGUCGAUGGGCUAAAACAAUCGUGUCGAAUUUAGCUUCAGUUUCAUUUGACAUUAAUAAUCGUAUAUCUCAUAUUAAACGACAAUUAUCUACUGCUAUUAUUCGUUAUCCAUCUUUACCGUUAUUAAAACCGACACUGAAAACUGCAAAUCUUUUCCCUAUACAGCAAGUUGAUAUGCCACGUUCUCAACAAACGCAAGAUCGAAAACGAACAGGUUAUAUUCGAUCAGGACCAACCGAUGAAUUACAAAUAAAUAAUACGUGUAUGCAAAAUAUAACUAUUAAACAUGUUAAACAUCCAACAGAACAAUCAUCUGUUGUGGUUUUUCUAAAACGUUUGUCAUCAUUUUGUUUUGGAUUAUUUAUUUCUAUUCCAUGUGUUAUUUUAAUAACACUUUUUUUGCCAAUAUCAUGGCUGAUAAGAGCAUUUACACGAUUUACUUGUCGGUAUCAUUGUACAGUUACACCAUGUACAUGUAGUUAUUUAUCUUCUACUGAUUUAUUUUGGUUCUAUAAUAGUAAUAUUUCAAGAAUUAGAAAUAAAGAUGAAGAAACAACGAAAUUAAAUUCUCAGACUAGUGAUCCAAUGGCAGCAGCUAUAUUUUUUCUUGAGGGACCUGUGAACGAAAAUUCUUUGAAAAAAAUUUUAAUGAAUCGUCUUAUAACAAAUAAUUUUCGCCGUGGUUCAAAUGUUGGACGUAAAUUAUUUCCUCGUUUUUCACAAUUAAUUUAUUCACAUUUCUCUGGUACGAUGUGGAUUGAUUAUGCAGCUUUUUCUAUUGAUGAACAUGUUCGUGAAAUACCACGAAAUAUACAAACCGAUGAAGAUCUUCAAACUUAUAUAUCAGCACUUAUGUCAGCUGAACUAUCGUUUACUCGACCAUUAUGGCAAUUACAUUAUAAAAAUCGUUCAUCAUUGCAUCCAAGUGACAGUAUACUUUUGUUUCUCUAUCAUCCUGUUUUAUCUGAUGGUAUAUCAUUAAUACGUAUAUUAUUAAAGCAUAUUGUUGAUAAUCGUACAACACAACUUGAUUUAAAACCACGUUUUGCUGGUAGACGUAGUGAACAUAUAUUCGAUUAUAUAAAAGCAUAUUUUUUUGGACAUACGCUACUAUUUAAUAAAUUAAUCUUUAACUCUUACAGAGAUAAUAUUUUAAAACGAAUUCUAUAUAAAAAUAAUAAUAUAAAUACAACAGAUACAACAAAUCUGCAUUUAUCUACUCAACAACAACGAUUAGUUGUUUGGUCAACACCAUUUAGUUUAACACAAGCUAGUCGAAUGAAACUUGUAACAAGAACACGUAUGAAUGAUCUUCUUUCGACAUUGGUGAUUUCUUGUGUAAAAUUAUAUAUGGAAAAACAUAAUUUACCCUAUUCAUCGAAUAUUAAUUGUGUUAUACCAUGUGAUCUUCGUUCUAAUUCUCCUAAUAUCGCUAUGGGAAAUCGUAUAGCUCAUUUAUCUCUUGAAUUGCCAAUGAAUGUCGAAGGAAAUAUUCCACUUUUAUGGUCAUUUAAUGAUAAUACAAAACGUGUUAAACGAAAUGGAGAUUAUGCUACGAUGUAUUUGUUUACACAUUUGACUUACUUUCUGUUUCCUCUCUGUAUUGCUAAUAGGAUAAUGGCUCGUAUUUAUGAUAAUGCUAGUUUAUGGUUGACAACACUAGCUACUGGUAGUAGUACAACAUUAGCAACAAUGUCGAUAUGUAACCGAGAUGUUCGAAGUGUAAUAUGUCUUAAUCCAAGUAUUAGUACUCAUAGUAUUAAUUUUUGUGUAACAUCCUAUGCUGAUGAAAUUCGUCUUACUGUUAUUGUUGAUCCAAAUCUUAUACCUGAUGCACAAUUUUUUACUAAAUGUUUCAAUGAACAAUUAUAUGUCAUUCAAGAACUUCUUGCACAUCGUCGAAUCCCAGGUGAAAUACGUCGAAUGACACGACCACCAAGAUUUCCUCUGCCGAAACGAAGUAUUAGUAGUGCAUCUGAUAUGUCAGAUGACUUAUCAAUUGAAGAAAUUCAAGCAAAAAUGGCAACAUUACAACAAGAAUUACUUUCAUUAAAAAGUCAAUUUGAAAAUCUUGAUAUGAACGAUUCAUCAAGUCAAAAUGAUCGUUUACUAAUUACAACAAAACUCGAAGAACUACGCCGAGAAUUUCGUGAAUUACUCAUUAAAUUGCAAGAACGACAAUGUGAAUUAUCUGGUAUGAUACCGAGUGAUGAAGAAGAUGAAAUGGAUCCACAUGUGCGUGUACGUUUGCGAUCAGCAAGUGUUGCAUCGAGAAUUUCAUUGAAAUCUAAUGAACAAAGACCAAUGUCAGGAAGACUUUUUCAAUUUGAUAAAGAUGAUGGAAGUGAAUAUAGUGCUAGCGUUGUACACUGUGCAGCACCAAACUCUAUAUCAUCAUCGAAAAUAAGUUUUCAAGAACAGCAACAGCAAACAAAUGAUCAACAACAAGCUGGCAUGCGUCGUGCACAAUCUGUUAGUAUCUGUGAAAAUACUCGCGUCGUAAUGCAACGUCAAUCAUCAUUAAAUCGAGCUCGACCGACGCCACCAGCAAGAACAUUUACUACCGCAACAACAAAUGCUACUGUUGUUCAUUUUAAUUCAAGUGAAAAUUGUAAAAAUUAA